AUGGCUCACAAAUGGCAUUUCCUCUCGCAAUUGAUCUUCCUUUACGCAUUAGUUCUGGCUUUAAAUGCUGCAAAAGAUGUUCAUUAUACUCAUUUCUUCAAAACGAAAGACUCAUCUAGAGACAAAAGCUCCGAAGGAAAGCAUAUCACAAAUGAUUCCAACACAUUCUUAAACUUUCGUUCGAAGUAUAACAUACUCGACACAGACCGCGAACGACAAAUUCAAAUGGACAUUGGUUCUGCUAAUCCUCACCGUGAAAAGCUUAUUCCUCUUAUGGAUCAAAGGGUUAAAAACGAAGAGCAUGUCAAUAAUGCUAUGAUUGCUGGGGUACUGCUCCGUAAAACCAACUAUGCGCAUGGUCAAUCACUGCUAAUGUACGCGAAUCAAGAACGCUUAAAGGCUCAAGCAACUCAACGUCAAAUGAAUGAGAUUCAAUCUAAAGGUCAGAACAAAUCUCACUUAGAGAAUACAAAGAAAACUAAGCAGACUGAACCUGAUAAAGACGGUGGGAUCUCUGCGAAUGUAGGUCAAUCAAGCAAGAGAAAAUUUAAUGAAGUCAUGCGCUCGCGUCGUCGUGAGCAUAUGAUGAGGCAAGAAAGGAAUGUUCAACCACGUCUAAAUCAAAAUUAG
Messenger RNA from Meira miltonrushii, 630 nucleotides. RefSeq lists its product as uncharacterized. The transcript has a single exon. Bases 1 to 630 code for a protein of 209 amino acids. The record is from RefSeq and is a predicted model, not a curated record. Lineage: Eukaryota; Fungi; Basidiomycota; Exobasidiomycetes; Exobasidiales; Brachybasidiaceae.